UCCUGGGAGACUGACAUUCCCCCCUCCCCCCCAAAGGCAGAGACAACAAAAGAAAUUGUGUUUAGAGCAAAACAAGAGUUCUUAAACUACAAAGAUGUUUGCCAGAAUGUCUGAUCUCCAUGUUCUGCUGUUAAUGGUUCUGGCGGGAAAGACAGCCUUCGGGUUCUCCCUGCUGUCUUUUCUCACAGACCCGGACCCAGAUUGGACUCCUGACCAGUAUGAGUACAGCCAAGAGGAUUAUAACCAGCAAGAGAAUGCCAGCACUAUCCCUGACAAUUCUGACAACCCUGACUGGUACUACGAAGAGGAUGACCCAUGCCUGUCCAACCCCUGCACACGUGGUGGGGACUGCCUCAUCCAUGGGACCACCUUCACAUGCCGCUGUCGGGACCCUUUCUCUGGAAACAGGUGUCAGAAUGUGCAAAACAAGUGCAAAAACAACCCAUGUGGCCGGGGAGACUGUCUCAUUACUCAGAGUCCUCCUUACCACCGCUGUGCCUGCAAACACCCUUACAGGGGUUCAGACUGCUCCAGAGUGGUUCCCGUGUGCAGGCCAAAUCCCUGCCAAAAUGGUGGCACCUGCUCCCGGCAGAGGCGGAGGUCCAAGUUCACCUGUGCCUGUCCUGAACAGUUCAAGGGGAAACUCUGUGAAAUAGGUCCUGAUGACUGCUAUGUUGGUGACGGCUACUCUUACCGAGGGAAAGUGAGUAAGACAGUCAACCAGCACUCCUGCCUUUACUGGAACUCCCACCUUCUCCUGCAGGAGAAUUACAACAUGUUUAUGGAGGAUGCUGAGGCCCAUGGGAUUGGGGAACACAACUUCUGCAGGGAGAAAUGGAACAUCAAAAGAGAAAAUGAAAGGUUUGGUCCUCCUGAGAACCUAGAGGGAGGGUGGAAGUGUGGUUUAUUUCUCUUGUGUUUCACAGACGUUGCCAACCCAGAGGGAAGACCCGCGGAGCCCUUGACCAAGUUUCCUGAGUUUGGGUCCUGUGGGAGAACUGAGAUAGCAGAGAGGAAGGUCAAGAGGAUCUUUGGAGGCUUUAAGAGCACGGCGGGCAAGCACCCGUGGCAGGCGUCCCUGCAGACCUCGCUACGACUGACCGUCUCCAUGCCCCAGGGCCACUACUGUGGGGGGGCACUGAUCCACCCGUGCUGGGUGCUGACUGCCGCCCACUGCACUGAGAUAAAAACCAAAUAUCUAAAAGUGGUGCUUGGAGACCAGGACCUGAAGAAGACGGAAUUCCAUGAGCAGAGUUUUGGGGUACAGAAGAUAUUCAAAUACAGCCACUAUAUUGAAAUAGAUGACAUUCCCUACAAUGAUAUUGCCUUGCUCAAGCUAAAGCCAGUGGAUGGUCAUUGUGCCCUGGAAUCCAAAUAUGUGAAAACUGUCUGUUUGCCCGAUGGUCCCUUUCCCUCUGGGACUGAGUGCCACAUCUCUGGCUGGGGUGUCACAGAAACAGGAGAAGGGUCCCGCCAGCUCCUGGAUGCCAAGGUCAAGCUGAUCAGCAACACGAUGUGCAACUCCCGCCACCUCUAUGACCACUCGAUCGACGACAACAUGAUUUGUGCAGGAAACCUCCAGAAGCCUGGACAAGAUUCCUGCCAGGGCGACUCUGGAGGCCCUCUGACCUGUGAGAAGGACGGCACCUCCUACAUCUACGGGAUCGUGAGCUGGGGCCUGGAGUGUGGCAAGAAGCCAGGGGUCUACACCCAAGUGACCAAAUUCCUAACGUGGAUCAAAGCCACCAUGGAGAAGGAGGCUAGCUUCUGAGGUAUCUUCUGAGGCUCACAGCCCGUCCUGUGAACACCCAGACGAGGCGAGGCCCCGUGGGCAGCAAUGGAUGCCCCCUGGAGCCUCUGAGUAUCCAAGCUCUAAGCAGAGACCACUGCUGCCCAGCCCAGGGCACCCGGGACCAGCAUGGCCCCCACUUCCUCAGGCUCCCUCCUGGGAAACCCAGAAAUGACAGAAUCAACCUGAAGUGCAAGACGUUUGCUUCCCUUCCAACAACCGUAGCUUCUAGAAAAUCAGUGUUCACAGCCUGCCUUCACCGGGGACAUUGGCAAGUGUGAGCUUCCAGACGGCUCAGCGUCGGUGGGGGUCACCUUUACGUCUUUAUUCCUCAGACACUCAAGGUGCACAAGAGGGCCAGCCGCCCACUGCUAGGUGUUAGACGAGGACCAAAACACAACUUUCUCCACCCUUUUUCAGGGAGUUGUUAUUUUAAUAAAGGAGGACUAGGGCAGGGGCGCCAUUUUCACAGUUGGCUCCAACUGAAGCCAUGUCUCCGGCGUGCAGAUUUCCUCUCCAGCUUCUCUCCCAAGAGCCAAGGGUGGAUGCCGCCCACUCAGAACGGGGGGGCCUUCCUCCUUUUGACGUGCAGAAUCUCGGUGGCAUCUGGGUUUACAACCCCCCUCUGAUCAUCUCCGGUCUCCACAGCCUCCGGCACCCCCUGCAGAAACCAAACACAUCUCCCUGAGUGAAGCGGAAGCUCCCACAAGACAAGCUGUCUAAAAAGCUCGCCUUCUCCUUCCUUUGCCCCUCCUCCAUCCUCCCCAAGAAAAAGGAACCUCAAGGCAAGACAGAGAAAGAAGCAGAGCCCAUCUCUCAUUUAGACGGGGCACCUUUCUUCUGAACAAAGUAGGGUUCAAAACCCAGACUGUGGUAGAUAGCGCGGCUCUGACCCCUUCCGCGCCUGUAACGAGCAAGCAGUCGGCACAGCCUGGCCCGCGUGGCCAGGAUUGAUGUAGCCCCGGCACGCUCGCCUCCAAAGAGCUAAUGGCUGUGACUUCAGAGAAAACCCCGCAGGAAGUUUAACCCAGGUGUCAUCCGCCUGGUCAUCUCAGACCCAUGAAAUUAGGCGCCUUGCCUGAGCUGCAUUGCACGCGUCUUUAGAGCCAGCUAACCUUUGGCCAAAAAUAAAGUUUGAAAAGAAACAAUUGA
This is a messenger RNA of Odocoileus virginianus texanus, 2941 nucleotides long. NCBI's taxonomy places the organism in Eukaryota, Metazoa, Chordata, Mammalia, Artiodactyla, Cervidae. The record is from RefSeq and is a predicted model, not a curated record.